AUGAGUCGUUUUACCAAAACAAGCACGCGAACCGUCACCUUACCGGAUGAUCGCAUUCUAAGCUUCGGUCUGUUUGGCGCCGGAGCCGAGGACCUUCCGUCUUCAGACGUCCCAGGCCAGAAUCACCCAGUCAUCUUCUACUUCCACGGCUUCCCCAGCAGCCACGACGAGGGUUUCGUAUUCCACCAAGCCGCCCUUAAAAACGGCAUCCAAAUCAUCGCCCUCGAUCGCCCGGGCCACGCCGAAGCAACGUUCCAGCCCAACAGGCGCAUCACCGACUGGCCGGCCGAUGUCCUCGCCGUCGCCGACCACUUGAAUAUCGAAGAGUUUGGCGUGUUGGGUUUCUCGGGCGGUUCUCCGUACGUCUUCGCAUGCUGGAAGUCGAUCCCCCGCGAUCGACUGGUCGCCGCCGGCAUCUGCUCCGGUUUGUACCCGCCGUCCCUCGGGCUCGGUGGCAUGCUGGUCCAAGGCCGUGCCAUACUGACCCUUGGCCCGUGGCUCCCGGGAGUCGUGGCUUGGGGCAUGGAGUGGAUGUUUCUCAAGGCUGCUCGGGACGAUGAGCACCCUGAAGAGCUUGAACGGAUCAUUCUGGAAGACCUCAAAUCCCGUCCGGCGGUUGAUCGUGCCGUUCUGGAUCCAGACGCAAACGGGAUACGGUCUGCCAUGAUUUCGAGCGUCCGCGAUGCCAUCAGACCCGGGGGCAAGGGGCCGGCACAUGAUGUGAAGUUGGCGGGCAGUCAUUGGGGCUUCGAGCUGGAGGAUCUGGAUGUCAGCGAAGGCAUGGUCUGGUGGCAUGGCGCGGAGGAUAUCAACGUACCCGUGACCAUGGCAAAGAAGGCGUCCAAGAUCGUUCCGGGUGCCGAGUUGAGGCUCGUCGAAGGCGAAGGCCACAUUAGCAUUGCUGCGCACAAGUCCGACGAGAUCAUGUCAACAUUGGGGAGUUUGUUGUCCAGGAAGUAA
Messenger RNA from Colletotrichum karsti, 960 nucleotides. RefSeq names its product alpha beta hydrolase fold protein. The record is from RefSeq and is a predicted model, not a curated record. The coding region runs from base 1 to 960 and encodes 319 amino acids. The transcript has a single exon. Lineage: Eukaryota; Fungi; Ascomycota; Sordariomycetes; Glomerellales; Glomerellaceae.